Molecule: messenger RNA, 2983 nt
Organism: Scylla paramamosain (green mud crab)
Lineage: Eukaryota; Metazoa; Arthropoda; Malacostraca; Decapoda; Portunidae
Product: heme transporter hrg1-A-like
Exons: 4
Coding region: 461-922 (153 amino acids)
Biological process (GO): heme transport
Cellular component (GO): lysosomal membrane; plasma membrane
Molecular function (GO): heme binding; heme transmembrane transporter activity
Source: RefSeq, a predicted model, not a curated record
UUUCGAUUAUCGCCUUUAAGUCCAAGAUGUCUAGUGGAGUUGUAGUCAACGUGCAUCCACUUCUUUUAUACAUAGUCGCACAGAGGAUUGAGCCAUAAACUAUUUGGCAGCCUGAGAAACUUUCAGCAGCAGUGAUGUAUUGUACGGAAGUGGAUGUUAGGUUUCAGGCAAGCAUAAGCCUACUGAUCAUAAACAAAAAAAAAAAAAAGUAUAAAGGAAAAAAAUGUAGGUAAAUGGAAAGUAGACAUUAAUAUUAGAAUGGAAUGUCUUUAAACAGUCCCGUGCGCAAGACUGAAUAUCGGUUCCAAACAAGGCAUUUCGUCAACACAAGUCGAUCAGUACAACGUAUGUGUAUAUGUACUUUGAGUGACAUUCACCCCAGCCAGUACCCUGCCGCUACAUACAGGCAGUGAACAAGGGAACUACUGUGUGGACAAAGACCUAAGCUACAAACAACAUUAUGGCACGUCGUGGAGGGUGUUGCAUGUACUUCAACAUCGUCAGUGCUGUUCUAGGAGCACUCGCUGGCUUAUCAGCAUUUGUGGUUUUCUUCUUUCAUUUUGAAAACCGGCAAGCAGGAAUGUGGGCAUUUGUUUCAGGUGUGUUUGCCAGCACCACACUCUUCAUCCACAUCUUGUACAAGAGGCAUUCCCUGGAGAUGUGGUAUACACCAGAGAACCUUCAGCAAAUCAGGCUGUUGGGUUUCCUGGGUUUCAUUGCUGGCCUGGGUGGAAUGAUUGCAUACCUUGCUAUUGCAGCUUCAGUUCAUGAAGACAUGCCAUCCAUGGAGAACAUCAGCUCAAAUCAUUACUUCAUGGCAAUAUGGGCCUUCCUCACACUGAAAUGGGGAGCCUCUUUGUUUGGCUUCUCACAUUUAUACCGUAAGAGACUGCUGGAGGAGUACCAUCCCCUUUUGGCUUAAAUUAAUUCAAAGUAUCUCAGUUUUGUUUCUACAUUAUUGUUGCAAGUUAUAGUAUCAUCUCCAUUUUCAUACAUAACUCUACCACAACACACCAUAAAAACACACACACACACACACACACACACACACACACACACACACACACACACACACACACACACACACACACAAAGAGAGUGAUAAUGUAUGAUAGUUUACAACCAGAAAACUAUCAAGAAACUGUAUUCAGGCAUACAGAAUGCUGAGAAAUAUUGGAAUGAAAUUUCCCUUGAUGGAGGAGAAAUAUGAUGAGAGAUAAUUACUUUGGUGGUGAUACCAAAUAUAAGAUAUGCUGCUUCUUUGCAGUAAUUGUACAAGAAAUAUGUGAAAAAUUGGAAUGAUGGGUUUGGAGGUAAAAAAAUUAAUUUAUGAGAAAAGGUUAAGAGAAAUAAAAUAAACUUAACACUUGAGAAGAUAAAAAGAGAAGACUUGAUAACAAUCUACAAAUUGUUAUGAAUAGGAAAGAAAGAUAAUAAAAAUUUUGAUACACAGGAAGACAUGAAAAAAAAAAAAAAUAGCAGCUAAAAAGAGGGAGAUGUGUGAAUAAUUGUAAUAUAAAGAAAAAGUUUCUUCAUAAAAGUACAUAAAUUUGGAAUAAACUAUGUGAGAAGGUAGUACUGUAUCAACACAAAAGUGCACUAGUUGAAAGACACUGGAUAAAUGCACACAUGGAGAUGGAACCUCAUGAGUGUUGCUCAGAUCCUGUAUAUUACACACACACACACACACACACACCAGGGAUAAGAUGAAAUACAAAUAUACAUUUUUUUUUUUUUUAGUUCAUUCAGUUACAAAUACAAAUAUUCAAGUUUUCAAAUGAAAUACAAAUACAAGGCUUCAUGUAUGAGUGAAACACUUAUAUAAUUUGUACCAUAUUUGCAAUUAUUGUACUAAUUUCAUUCCAAUUAUAUAUAAAGAAAAUUUCUCCCUUAACAUUCAAUGAGGAAUCCAUCAAAUAAAAAAUGGAUUCUAUGUAAUGCACAUCAACAAAUUAAAAAAAAUUCAAAACCAUGUCUCAUCAGUGUUAUCUCCACUUUCUUGUUCUGGAAAGAGAAAUAAAUUUUUGUUUCCUAAUGUUAAGACAAAAUUGAUUGGAAUUUUUUUCUGUGUUUUAGUCUCUAGUUCUUAAUGUUUGAUUAUUUAAUAUUACUUACUAUUUUAUGUAUGCAUGCAUGUAUAUCCAUAGUUCACUGCUUAAGUGGUCAGACAGGAUCAUUAUUUUGCUAGAGGUAAGAAGUAUGAAAUAAAAAAAAAUCUCAAUAAUUUUAAACUUUAGUGACAUGAUGGCGUGAGGUAAAGGCUCGCUUAUGAAUGCUUUUGAUCUGCUUGGUAGUAUUUAAGGCUUUUUAAAAGAUUUAGGCCUCUUUCCUUGUUGAUUAUAAUGACUAUUAUAUCAGUGUUUUUUGUUGCAUUUGAGGGAAACAUGGCAAGUGCAAGGUUCAAAUGCAAAUACAAGUAUGCAAUUUAAAACUCUAAAAUACAAACAUAAAUAUAACUUGUUGCAUAUUUAUAAAUACAAAUACUACAUAUUGUGAUCCCAUCCCUGACACACACACACACACACACACACACACACACACACACACACACACACACACACAUUGCAUAGUAUAGUGGUUAACAUAUAUGGCGCACACUUGAGAAGGCUUGGGUUGUGCCCUGGGAACAGUGAGGCAGAUGGGUGAGCCUCUUGAUGUGCAGCCUUGUUGACGUAGCAGCAGGUUGAUAUGGGAUAUAUAAGCCUAGUGGUUGUGACCUUACUGUCUCAGUGUGUGAUGUAUGAGUGGUCUAAGCCCAACUCAAAGUCACCAUGAGCUCAGAAUUCUUUCUGUAUGGGAGUGGCUGGCUGUGUCAUGAGACCAGCAGUCAACCAUGGGUGAAUUACUCACACGUAGUACAAGAAACAUUCGCAGAUUUGAGUAUUUUCUUAGCAUAUAAACUAUGAAAAUUUUGCAUUUCUUCACCUGUACAUAUAUAUGGAUAUAUUUAUUUAUGCUUUUGAUUAAAGUUAUAUAUAGAAAA